Liolophura sinensis is the source of this 1547-nucleotide messenger RNA. Its product is annotated as Golgi-associated plant pathogenesis-related protein 1-like. The transcript is spliced from 4 exons. NCBI's taxonomy places the organism in Eukaryota, Metazoa, Mollusca, Polyplacophora, Chitonida, Chitonidae. Bases 77 to 580 code for a protein of 167 amino acids. The record is from RefSeq and is a predicted model, not a curated record.
AUUGGAAAGCUGGAUGAGAUCGGUGUGAAGCGUCUAGAGCUGCGGUACGUCUACGUCCAUUCUCCCGCCCAAUGUGAUGUGGAACCAGGACCACUACGCCGGCUUGGACAACUUUAAGAUCCAGGUUGUUCAGUCGCACAAUCAGUUCCGCGUGUCGCACGGCUGUCCGAGGCUGAACCUGGCCGACGAUUUGAACAACAACGCACAGGACUGGGCGAACACUCUGGCAGACAGGGGUUAUCUGCAAUACAGCGAGACGCCAGGCAUUGGGGAGAAUGUGGUGAUUGUGGACCGAAAUGGCCGUGACGUAACUGGCUCUGACGUCACAAAGCAAUGGUAUGAGGAAAGAAGCAAGUACGACUAUAAAAAUCCAAGAUGGCGUAGAGGUGUCAACAACUUUACUCAGCUUAUCUGGAAGUCUACAUCAGAAAUUGGCGUUGGGGUUUCUAAGUUACGCGAUUCAGACAAAUAUGUGGUAGUAACUCAGUACCGGCCCCCGGGAAAUAACAACAUGCCCGGGGAAUUUAAGAAAAAUGUCUUACCCCCUCACGAGACCAGCCAGCAGCACGUGUGUAACUGAUGGGAUGUGACCGAUGUCUUGUCUUUUGAGUAUUAUGGACGGCGCCAUCAGACGAGGUCCUACUACAUUUGUUCCUGUAAGCCCAACUUUCAUCAGUCAAUGGCUUUGCUACUAGUGGUGCCACCUAUCUGGCUUAGCGGGAGAUAACUCGUCGCCUGCAAAUCAUGGGCCCAGGUGAUGAGUGCCGAUAAAAACAACUGACAGCAAAAGGUUUAAUUUUCCGAGCGACGCUGUGAUCAAUACAUCGUAACUGUACCUGUACGUCGUCUUGCAUGAAGGCCUGGCGGCAGGUGUCGACUGUGAUAAAGACACCAUUGCUAACGGGCCGUGAUCGAUGUUAACACCGCCUUACUCAGAUUAAGCUUUAACUUCGUGUCAGAUAUUUCAACUUGUAUGCUUGUGUGGCGGUUAGUUUAUUCCACGUCAGCUCUGAGCACAUAGCUGGUUGUUACAUGUAAUGUACAUAGACACGUCCCAUGCUGUUAAUGAGAUGUUCUAAUCUUGGGUCCAGUCGUCAGUCAAAGAAAAACACAAUGUCUGAAACUGGUUUGCAAAUAGUUUUUUGUUUCUGAUCUCUCGCCGUGAUCUAUGUGCAAUGGUUUUUCGAAUAAAGUUUCUCUAAAAUGUUGAAAUACAACGUCGAAACAAUAUGCUGAUAAACAGCGCCAAAACAGCACGAAAACAUCGUCAGACAGUAUGCUGUGAUUUGGUACUCAAUGAAAAGAGCUGCACAGCGAGUUAGUUUUAUAACAUUGGCCAUGAAUGUUUAGGAUUUUGUAAACCAGAUUACGAGCACGUUCAAUUGUCUCUCUUUUCAUAUCAGAGUUCGGUAACAGGUUGCUCACUCACACUCGUGUCGUUCUGGAGUUUUGGCAUGACAGCAAUACUUCGUGGUAAUCUCUCCACGACAUGAAUGCAACAGUUACGAAGAUUAAGCAAUAUUCAAUCCUGAAUUUGUAAACGGUAA